GGGUCAGGCGUGGUAGGGAGGCAACCCCACCUAUCAUCUCUAGAAUCGUCGGAAGGGACCGCGUCCUGAGCUACGGUAGGAAUUCCCGACUGAGUCCACGACGCACUUGGAACUUCAGGGGAGGGAAAGGAGGGAGAGGAGUGAGAGAACGGGAGGGAAAAGGGAGGUGUUAGCCAUAACCACGCCGGCAUAGCCGAGCAGAGCAUAGCUUCGCCACCAUAGCCACGCCGGCAUAGCCGAGGGUUCAAAGAGUGGAAUUGAAAACACGUUGAAGAGAGGGGAACGGGAGAAGAAGAAGAAGAAGAAGAAGAAGAAGAAGAAGAAGAGAGAAGGUGGAGCGGGAGGGUGAUUUCACCGCGGAGUGGCGCACUACGCGGGUUGGGAUGGAAAAGGCUUGUAGAAAAAACAAUGCAGGGAGGGUCUGAGGUGCAGAUGUGAGUGCUUUUGCUUCCCGGUGAGAGCGGCAUUGACACAAUUGGAGCGCCAUUAUCUCUUUUAGAGCUGCAGGGAUCUUGUGGCUGAGCUGCGAGUGGAACUGCCAUCAUGUCGUCCAAUAUGUCGUCCAACAUGUCUUCCCCCGCUGUGGUGAUGGCCCCUCCAUCAGAGUAUUAUUCUCCUCAAAAGCCAGUUGUGGCACAGUCUGUCAAGCUCCAUGAUGCAGCCCCUCCACCCCCAAGAUGGCUCAAUCUCUUAAUGAGCAUCAUUUUUGUGUUUCAAGCGGUGGUGUUCUUUGCACUGUCUAUUAGCGUGCAGAGAUCGGACAUUGAAGGCCGAGCAAGAAUCUUCAAACAAAAGUUAGCUGCACCGAUUGUUUUUGCAGCUAUAUUUGGGAUUGCCACAAUCCAGUUGAUGAGGAAGCGUCCGCAGCAUAUGGUCCGCUUCGGCCCUCCUCUUGCCGUUGUCAUGCUUCUUCCCGUUGCGAUUCUCUUCUGCAUUGGUGUGGGUGGCUGGAUUUUCCUUGGUGUUUGUACACUGCUUUUCACUGCGUUGGUCGCAUGGCGUACCCUCUCGACACGGAAAAGCUUUUCAUACAUCGACAUGGUAAUUCAUAAGUCGAUGAAAGUUGUUCGUGUGUACAUUGGGCACACAGUCAUCUGCAUGAUAGGCAUCAUCCUGUCGGCCGGACUUCUUUUCUGCUUUGUGGAUGGCAUCAACUAUGCGUUUUCUAGGGAAUUUGAUCUUCUGGGAGUCCUGCUGCUUGUGAGCAUGUAUUGGACGAUCAAUGUCAUCCGCUUUCUUGUCGGAGGCAUCGUUUUUGGCACUGCCUCCUUGUACUAUUACAAAGGCGCGGUGAACAUGCCCACUGAUCCAUCUGCAAAGAUCUUUGCUCGAGUUACGUCGACAGUGUUUGGACAUAUGUGCAUUGGAGCAUUUCUUGUCCCAAUCCUCGAAAUCCUGCAUUUUGUGGUAAGCUUUGCUAAUCUGUUUUUCUCCUCCUCCUCCUCCUCCUCCUCCUCCUCCUCCCCUUCCUCCCCCUCCUCCUCCCCUUCCUCAUCCUCCUCCUCCCUGCUGCUGCUGCUGUUUUAGUUGGAAAACUUAUGAAUGGAAUACGGCUUGAGAAUUCCUUACACGACAUAAUUAUACAGCGAAAUGGAAGCCCGGAAAAAAAAUAAAAUAAUAAAGAUAAA
Chara braunii is the source of this 1628-nucleotide messenger RNA. Lineage: Eukaryota; Viridiplantae; Streptophyta; Charophyceae; Charales; Characeae. The record is from the annotation of a GenBank genome assembly.